AGCUGUCAGCUAAGCUAUCCUCUGUUUUUCAUUGUAACUUCAUAGCAAAUAUGGAGUUCACAGGUAGCAGUUACACUGGAGCCUUCAAUAAUGGCAGGAUGGAGGGAGAAGGAGAGUAUAAAUUCCCCACAGAGACGAGAUAUGUUGGGGAUAUGAAGGAUGGCAUGUUCCAUGGAAAAGGUGUUCUCUAUUUUCCAAAUGGAAGCAAAUAUGAAGGAACUUGGGAGAAAGGGAUAUCCAAACAGGGAAAGUAUACCUUCUCUGAUGGGCUGGAGUACCAGGAGAAGGACUGGGAGUUCUGUGAUGGUUAUGACAGACAGUUCUACACUGAGAGGUGCAAUGGACUCAAACCUGCAGGGGAGUCUCAGCUGACAGACCUGGACCCGCCGCGUGUCAUCCCAGAUGGCUGCUAUGACUGUGGGGACGGCUUCUACGACCCCAACACCAGGGUUAUCACUGACUAUGAGCAUCAAUUCCUGAGGAACGCAGAUGACUAUGAACGGGAGUGGAUUGUGUCCACUUGUCGGAAGAGCUGGGAUGAGAUCGUUGGACAUUCACCUGACAACUAGGCUGAAUUUCAGAACUGGACAUUGAGUUGAGGGGCCUGAGCAGCUGCUGAUUUAAAGGCAGCUACUUUAUGGAAUGUUUAACUGUAUAGGCUACCUGUGAAUCAUAUUUUGUGAAAUAUGGAAUAUUACACAUUUUCGUUGUUAUAAAUAUGAUUUUAACAGAUGCAUAAAAACAUCGGUAGGUUUAUUUCAGAUGCACAAAAACACAGCGAAACGCAUGUAAUGUAGCCAGCCUAUACUGAAAUUAAAUGUGAUAAAGUCUAGAUCGAAAAAGAUGCUACUGCUUCAAACAUGUUCAUGCAGAA
Molecule: messenger RNA, 874 nt
Organism: Oncorhynchus masou masou (cherry salmon)
Lineage: Eukaryota; Metazoa; Chordata; Actinopteri; Salmoniformes; Salmonidae
Product: MORN repeat-containing protein 5-like
Exons: 5
Coding region: 51-569 (172 amino acids)
Source: RefSeq, a predicted model, not a curated record